Messenger RNA from Phlebotomus argentipes, 2560 nucleotides. Its product is annotated as cationic amino acid transporter 4. The transcript has 3 exons. Gene Ontology annotation, molecular function: amino acid transmembrane transporter activity. Gene Ontology annotation, biological process: transmembrane transport; amino acid transport. Gene Ontology annotation, cellular component: plasma membrane. The record is from RefSeq and is a predicted model, not a curated record. NCBI's taxonomy places the organism in Eukaryota, Metazoa, Arthropoda, Insecta, Diptera, Psychodidae. The coding region runs from base 125 to 2062 and encodes 645 amino acids.
CAUUUUGGACGUUGACGUCGCCUCGAAGAGACCUUGGAGGGGUUGUUUGAAGAUCCCACCUCGCGGUUUUCUGGUGUCCACGGACACCCUGAGUUGUCCAGGAGUGUGAAAAUUCAGCCAGAGGAUGCCCACCGCCAGGAGGAUGAUCCUUGGCCACGUGAUGAGUGGCGUCUGCCACAAGAUGAAUCGCACGAAGCGCCUGCCCGAGGAUCUGAUGGAGACGCCCCUGAACCGCUGUCUCAGCACCCUGGACAUCUUCCUGCUGGGCGUGGGUCACAUGAUUGGGGCGGGGAUUUACGUGCUCACGGGCACAGUGGCCAAGGAAGUUGCCGGUCCGGGCAUCAUAAUCUCCUUCAUCCUGGCGGGAUGCGUCUCCAUGUUGGCCGCUCUGUGCUACGCUGAGUUCGGAACGAGAGUGCCCAAGGCGGGAAGCGCCUACAUCUAUUGCUACGUGUCCGUCGGUGAGUUCUGGGCUUUUGUGAUCGGCUGGAACAUCUUGCUGGAGCAUAUGCUGGGCGCCGCCUCGGUGGCCAGAGCCUGGAGUGGCUAUGUGGACUCAAUGCUGGGCGGAAUUGUCGCCAACACGACUAUAUCCAUCACUGGAGAGAUGCACGAGCAACUCCUGGCCAAAUACCCGGACAUCCUGGCCUUCCUCGUCUGCAUCAGCUACGCAGUGGCUUUGGCAUCUGGCGCCAAGGCCACGGCGGUUAUUAACGGUCUUCUCACCAUGGUUAAUCUCGCCGUGAUGAUCGGCGUGAUUACUCUGGGCUUCUGGCAUGCGGAUCCCAAGAACUGGUCGGCUGAGGAGGGAGGAUUCCUUCCAUAUGGCGUGACUGGAGUGUUAGCAGGCGCCGCCACGUGCUUCUACGCAUUCGUGGGCUUCGACAGCAUUGCCACGUCUGGUGAGGAAGCUCGCAAUCCUUCAACCUCAAUCCCCAUAGCCACAAUCCUUUCUCUGACCGCUGUCACCUUCGUCUAUGUGCUCGUGAGCGCCGCCCUCACUCUCAUGGUACCCAUCCGCAACAUCCACCCUUCAGCGGCCAUUCCCGAAGCCUUCGGGGCGCUGGACUUACCCUGGGCGAAGUAUGCCAUCUCCAUGGGGGCGCUCUGUGGCAUGACAACCACUCUGCUGGGAUCUCUCUUCGCUCUUCCGCGCUGCAUGUAUGCCAUGGCUUCGGAUGGCCUGCUCUUCUCCUGCUUUGGCACUGUGAACGCCAAGACCCAGGUUCCCCUGCUCAAUCUGGCCGUGGCGGGCUUUCUCAGCGCCCUGUUGGCACUCCUGUUCGACCUGGAGAAGCUGGUGGAGUUCAUGUCCAUCGGAACACUGCUCGCCUACACCAUUGUCAGCGCCAGUGUGAUCAUCCUGCGCUACCGAGCGCCUCUGGUCGAUUCUGGACCUGUCUUUGCUCCCGACACUCCUGAAGAUGACAACUCCUCACAUUCCAGCAUCGAUACUGCCUCUCCCACGAGCGAUGUUAUAGAAAUGGCGCUAACAGGUCGCUUGAGGCCUCAAUUCCGAUGGCUGGAUCCUGUUCUGGGACGAUGCGAGCCAGGCGCCGCCGCCUCGACUGCUGUGCUUCUCUUCACGGUGUUCAGCGUGGCCAUUUGCCUGCAAUUGAAGGUGUCCUGGACGGAACUGCUGCACGGAACAUGGUGGGCUCUUGGCCUGUACGGCUUCCUCAUCUUCUGCCUCGUGGCAUGCGUGGUGGUGAUGGCUGCUCAUCACCAGAACAUCCGCAAUCUGGACUUCAAAGUUCCUCUGGUGCCAUACAUUCCCGCUCUCAGUAUCUUCUGCAACAUUGAGUUAAUGGUGCACUUGAGUCUCCUGACCUGGAUUCGCUUCUUCAUCUGGAUCUCCGUGGGCAUGCUGGUGUAUUUCCUCUAUGGCAUUCACCACAGCAAGGAGGCCGAGGACUGCAGCACAUCCUAUUCAAUGCUGAUGACCUCUGCUGAGGCCAGCAAGGGUCACUGGGGCGCUCUUCAGACCAAGUCUUCGGCCAAAGACACACCGGCAAAGGAAGAUAAGAAGCCAAUUAUCGAAGAGGAAGAGAUUCCAGAGUAAAAAUCCUCAAUCGCUCAGGACGUGUAGAGAAUCCAUUUUCCAAGAUAGUUUUCGCACAAAUUUUCCUUUCUUUUCGACCCCAUUCGACCUCCAAAAACAUAUCCGAAUCCAAAGCAUUUUCCUCCAUUCUCUACCGUCAAGAGGCGAUUUUGAGUAGAAUAGCGGAAAUCUUCAUUCCCUGGCCAGGAGACGCAUCAAGGUGACACUCUGAGGGGACUCUGCGGAUCAGCAGGUCGGGAAUUUCCACCAGCCACGUCCAGGAAGGCAGAGGAUGUGUUUGCCUUCCUGGAUGACCACGAAAUUCCCUUCCUGCCCAUGAAACUUAUAAUACAAACGACACAAAUAAUCAGUAUGUUAUAAACAUUAUAAAAUUAUAUAACAAUGUUGAGAUUAUAAUCCCAGAAAAAUAUAUUAUAUUGUGCAAAUCAAAAGAGUUCAUUGCAUCAACAUUAUCAUCGUCUUUUCCCUCACAGUUUUCCCCUUUUUCCAAGUGGAAUU